AUGAGAUUCUUAAAUUACCUGAACAAUACUUAUCGGCCUCGAAAGAUCUUGUGCGUGUCCAAAUUGACCUCGUUGGAGUACCUGCGAUCCCAGAAUUCCGAUCUGAACGUGGAUCAAAUAUUGUCGAAGAUGAAGGGAGAGGGCCAGAAUCCGGAUGAUAUCCUCGCCGAGCAUCAACGACAGAUUGCUUGCGAGCAAAAUCUGAUAUCGGUCCUCAACAAGCUCGACAUCAGUUUUCGUAUCACGAAAAGAUUGGGAAUCGCGUCGAGAUUCAUGAAUUGGGCAGACUUGGUGGUCACGAUAGGCGGGGACGGCAUGUUCCUUCUAGCCUCGAAAUUAAUUACGAACAACACGAAGCCCGUAUGCGGGAUUAAUCCAAAUAUCUCGAAGAAGAACACUUUCACGCUCCCUUCGAAGUACGUGACAGAUAUCGAGAGCAUAUUCGAGAAACUGUACAGAGGAGACUACGAUACAUUGAUGAGGAGUCGUAUAAAAACGAUAAUGGUCGGGGAGGGACUUUUUAGACGACCCUUUCAUAUACACGAGAAGAGCCGCGAGUUCGGGGAGAAAAGACACAAAGUUCUUACACGAUCGAUACAAAGGAAAAUAGAGGACUCCCUUCAACCCCGUGAGAGGACCUUACCUUGGCUGGCGUUAAACGAAGUGUUUAUAGGGGAAUUUUUGGCAGCAAGGCCAAUUACAUUGCUCCUUGAUAUCGAGGAACAAAAAUCGUACAAAAUUCGAUGUUCAGGUAUGUGCAUUUGCACAGGCACGGGUUCCCGAUUUUGGUAUAAAGCUAUAAACAUACAGUCGCCUGAAACUGUUGAAAAAAUCGUGGAAAUUGCAACCGGCCAAAAGCUAAGCCGCCGGGAAAUUUACAAAAUACUGAACAAAUAUCAUCGAGCUCUCAUCUAUUCUGAAGAGGAUUUAAACAUGACGUACAUGAUCCGCGAGAUGUAUCACAAUUCACGUUGCGAGAGAAACAAUUGCCCGAGCAAACAAAAAUGCAACAAACUUUCCGUGAAGUCUUCUGGCUUUGAUGCUGGCAUCAUGAUAGACGGAAGCAUCUCUAUGCCUUUCAACGAUGGGGUUGUCGCCACUUUCGAAAUCAAACCUGAAUAUUCGUUGAAAACCAUCAUUCUCACAUGA
Messenger RNA from Apis cerana (Asiatic honeybee), 1149 nucleotides. Its product is annotated as NAD kinase 2, mitochondrial. The record is from RefSeq and is a predicted model, not a curated record. Gene Ontology annotation, biological process: NAD+ metabolic process; NADP+ biosynthetic process. NCBI's taxonomy places the organism in Eukaryota, Metazoa, Arthropoda, Insecta, Hymenoptera, Apidae. Gene Ontology annotation, molecular function: NAD+ kinase activity. Gene Ontology annotation, cellular component: mitochondrion.